Molecule: messenger RNA, 945 nt
Organism: Arvicola amphibius (Eurasian water vole)
Lineage: Eukaryota; Metazoa; Chordata; Mammalia; Rodentia; Cricetidae
Product: olfactory receptor 51I2-like
Exons: 1
Coding region: 1-945 (314 amino acids)
Biological process (GO): G protein-coupled receptor signaling pathway
Cellular component (GO): membrane
Molecular function (GO): G protein-coupled receptor activity; olfactory receptor activity
Source: RefSeq, a predicted model, not a curated record
AUGAGGAGCUUCCAGACCAACACCUCAAGCACCAGUAGCUUCAUACUCACGGGCUUUCCAGAGAUGGAGAGUCUGGAGCACUGCCUAAGUGGCCUCCUGCUGCUGCUGUAUGCUAUCUCCAUUGUAGGCAAUGUCCUCAUUCUCUUCAUCAUAAAGGAGGAACAGAGCUUGCACCAGCCAAUGUACUACUUCCUGUCCCUCUUAUCUGUCAAUGACCUGGGGGUGUCCUUUUCCACUUUGCCCACGGUACUGGCUUCUAUGUGUUUCCAUGUUUCAGAGAUUGCCUUUGAUGCCUGCUUGGCCCAGAUGUUCUUCAUACACUUUUUUUCCUGGACGGAAUCUGGGAUUCUGCUGGCCAUGAGUUUUGACAGGUAUGUGGCCAUCUGUAACCCUUUGCACUAUUCCUCAGUGCUCACUGAUGCCCGUGUGGCCCACAUGGGUAUGUCUAUUGUUGUCCGCAGCUUCUGCAUGGUCUUUCCACUUCCUUUCCUACUGAAGAGGCUGUGCUUCUGUAAGGCCAAUGUUCUGACCCAUUCCUACUGCUUGCACCCAGACCUGAUACGUCUACCCUGUGGAGAUACCACCAUCAAUAGCAUGUAUGGGCUGUUUAUUGUCAUCUCUGCCUUCGGUAUAGAUUCAAUGCUCAUCCUUCUCUCCUAUGUGCUCAUUCUGCGCUCUGUGCUGGCCAUUGCCUCCCGGGAAGAGAGACUCAAGGCACUCAACACAUGUGUGUCACACAUCUCUGCUGUGCUCAUCUUCUAUGUGCCCAUGAUUAGUGUGUCAAUGGUCCACAGAUUUGUAAAGCAUGCCCCAGAGUAUGUGCACAAGUUCACAUCCCUGGUAUAUCUCUUUGUGCCUCCAAUGCUCAAUCCUAUUAUCUAUUCCAUCAAGACAAAGGAGAUUCGCAGGAGGCUGCACAAGAUGCUGUCAGGCACCAAGUUCUGA